Molecule: messenger RNA, 1044 nt
Organism: Capsella rubella
Lineage: Eukaryota; Viridiplantae; Streptophyta; Magnoliopsida; Brassicales; Brassicaceae
Product: succinate dehydrogenase [ubiquinone] iron-sulfur subunit 3, mitochondrial
Exons: 5
Coding region: 30-959 (309 amino acids)
Biological process (GO): tricarboxylic acid cycle; aerobic respiration; respiratory electron transport chain
Cellular component (GO): mitochondrion
Molecular function (GO): 2 iron, 2 sulfur cluster binding; electron transfer activity
Source: RefSeq, a predicted model, not a curated record
CAACGGCUUUUGAUCAUAGCAAACAGAGAAUGUCUACUGUCUUGCGGAUGCUGCGGCAGAGGAUCUGCACUCCAGCGACGGAGAAAGUACGUUUGAGCAGUAGCCUAAGCGGCGGUGGAGAUUUUCCCAUCUUAAAAGGCCAUAAAGCGGCUCAAGAUUUGUCCAAAGAUACUCUAAUAUCCCAUGAAAUAACAAAACAUAAACAAGACCAACACGAAGAAGUUAAGAAGGAGUUCAAGAUUUACAGAUGGAAUCCUGACAAGCCUACCUCCAAACCAUUUCUUCAAUCUUUCUUCGUUGAUCUGUCCACUUGUGGUCCCAUGGUUUUGGACGUGUUACAGAAGAUAAAAGCAGAGGAAGAUGCGAGUUUGAGUUACAGAAGAUCAUGUAGAGAAGGGAUAUGUGGAUCUUGCUCCAUGAAUAUCGAUGGUACUAAUACUGUCGCGUGUCUUAAACCCAUAAACCCCAACACGUCGAAGCCCACCAUAAUUACUCCAUUGCCUCACAUGUACGUCAUCAAAGACCUAGUCGUCGACCUCACUAACUUUUACCAACAAUACAAAUCAAUGGAGCCGUGGUUAAAGACGAGGAAGCCGCCAAAAGACGGACGCGAACACAGGCAGUCACCAAAUGACCGGAAGAAACUAGAUGGGCUAUACGAAUGCAUAUUGUGCGCAUGUUGUACCACAUCAUGUCCUUCUUAUUGGUGGAACCCCGAAGAGUUUCCAGGACCCGCGGCUUUACUACAAGCGUACCGUUGGAUCAGCGACAGCCGCGAUGAGUUUAGACAAGAGAGACUUCAAGCGAUAACAGAGAACGAGACAAAAGUUUAUAGAUGCAGAGCAAUCAAGAACUGUACGGCCACUUGUCCUAAAGGACUUAACCCAGCUAGUGCCAUUUUGAAAAUGAAGUCUAGGCAUUUGUUCGCCGAUCCGGUCGAUAGAACCGAGAGUGUUUAGACUAAAUUCAUGAUGCGGAUCGGACAAUGGCUCAAUGUACUUUCUCUUAGGAUUGUCAUUGUAAUAAGAGUUAAAUGUUUUAAUA